AUGCCUAAAGUCAAAAAACCAAAAAAGUCUCAAGAAGAUAAAUUAAACGGCAUCCGUACAACAAGACGUUCAAAAAGAUUAACAAUUUCAUUUUUAGGAAGCACCGGUAUAAAGUCAACUAUCGAAUUUGGAGAAAUUAUUAAAGAAUCAGAUGAUCAAAAAGAAUAUGAUCACACUAAAUUAACAUUACGACAUUCCUAUAAAGAAGCAAACUACGACACAACUAUUAAUCUCAAGCAAGUAACUUACAACAAAUUUAACAAUAAAUUUUUUGCCAAAGAAGGAACCGUUGAAUAUCUUAUUACCAGAGACAAUAAUGAGAUAAAAAAAGAAUGCCACAAAAUGGAAAACCUUACUAUAGAAUUUACUAAAACUUUUACAAGAUGGAAACCCUUAUAG
Molecule: messenger RNA, 399 nt
Organism: Dentiscutata heterogama
Lineage: Eukaryota; Fungi; Glomeromycota; Glomeromycetes; Diversisporales; Gigasporaceae
Source: the annotation of a GenBank genome assembly